UUGCUCUUCUUCUUCUUCUUUCCUCUUGGUCCAAAGACGGGUCUCAAUUUCAGUCCGACGAUUUAACAAGAAACCGUUGAAAGAGAAAACUAAAACACUAGAGUAGAGGAGAGUUGAACGCAAAUUCCAUAGAGCUAGCUCCGUUGGGAGAGCUCAAAAAAGCUCAAGACACCAAAACAAAACAAAGAUGAUUGAAUGGCUGAAGAGACUAAGAGCUGCAUUUGGAGCCUCGUUUCUCUGGCUCGUUUGCCUCAUUUACUUCACCCAGGGUUUUAGAUCCUUUGUUUGGACUGCAGUUUCUUACCAGCUGAAAGAUACUCUGAAGUUGUCACCUUCGUCUUCCCAGUUUUUGUUUUCGAUAGCCUUCUUCCCAUGGAGCAUUAAACCAUUAUAUGGAAUUUUAUCUGAUUGUAUUCCAAUAAAAGGAAGGAAAAGGGUUCCAUACUUGGUGAUUGCAACUGUGCUCUCUCUUGUCCCAUGGCCUAUUCUUGGACUGAAUGCAACGUCGAGGAGUUCCAAGUGGCUCCUUAUGACCUUCUUAACAGUCCAGAACCUGGGCUCGGCCAUGGCUGAUGUAGUAGUUGAUGCGAUGAUUGCUGAGGCAGUAAGACAUGAGCGGGUUUCAUUUGCUGGAGAUCUCCAGUCAAUCUCAUGGUUGGCAAUGGCUUUCGGUGGCAUAUGUGGGAGUUUGACAGGAGGAUUUGCAUUAACCAACUUUCACAUACACACAAUUUUUCUUCUUUUUUCUGUACUACCAUCCAUACAAUUGCUAUCAUGUGGCUUGGUUGAGGAGAAUUCUGUAGAUAGUAAAGCUUUCCCUGAAUUUUCCGAGUUAAAAAGCUCCUAUGCAGUGAAUGGGAACAGUAGUUCUCUAGAUGAAGAUAGUUUUUCAGAGAAGAAAUCCAAUACCAGCAUUACAAGGAGAAAGAAGAGCAAAAAGGGCAGCAAAAAGAAAACAGUUUCUAGUAAAGUACAGGUUACGAGAAAAGCUGACUCAUUAGCUUCACAGUGGUUCCAAUCUCUGAAAGCAGCCACGUUUAGUCUGUGCCGUGCAUUUAAACAACCAAUUAUUUUGAGACCAAUGGCUUGGUUUUUCCUGGCACAUGUUUCCAUUCCAAACCUCUCGACUGUGAUGUUUUAUUAUCAAACAGAGUUCUUGAACUUAGAAGCAUCCUUUUUGGGCACUGCACGUGUUGUGGGAUGGUUAGGUCUCAUGCUUGGAACCUUCGUAUAUAAUAAGUACUUAAAGAGAAUGAAUUUGAGAAGAAUCCUCAUGUGGUCUCAAGUUGGUUUGGCUUUCUUGACUCUCCUUGACAUUGUUUUAGUGUCUCGAGUAAAUCUCACCUUCGGAAUAUCAGAUAGGAUUAUGGUGCUCUGUGGCUCAGCACUUAGUGAUGCAGUCAAUCAGUUCAAGUUUAUGCCAUUCCUGAUCUUAUCUGGACAACUUUGCCCUCCUGGAAUUGAGGGCACUCUCUUUGCCCUUUUUAUGUCGAUAAAUAAUUUAGGGUCAACGUUGGGGUCAUUUGUCGGUGCUGGAUUGGCUUCACUUUUGAGCAUCUCUUCAGGUUCUUUUGACAACCUUCUAUUGGGAAUUGUCGUUCAAGUUCUCUGCAUAUUCAUUCCAAUUGCUUUCCUAUUUUUGAUACCGAAGGAAGCUACAGGAAUAUCAGCAUAGAUAGUCAUAUUUUUCAUAGAGAUUUACAGAGUAGGUUUACCUAGGGACUGAAAAAGAAAGGAGUAUAGUUUUAAUUUUUAUUUUUUUUCCUUUUACGGAACUGAGUUCAUGUCUCCACAACACCAGUUGAGAUGUACUUACAGUUGCAAAUUACAACUACUUCUGAGUGGGACAUUUCCAUUUAGAGCUUGAUUGGCCAAUAGUAUGUGUAAGUUCUUUUGCGAAGAUCCCUCACUAACCCGGAAUGCUAUUUGUAAUGUGGAAAUCAUUGUUGUAAAUUUUCAUGUGCUGAAGACUGGAAAUGUGGAAGCCGUUUUCUGUCAUGGCGUGUUCAAGGGAAAGGAUCAAUUAGCUGUUUGCCUGUAAAACAUAAAUGCAAAUAAGGCACAAUUUAGUUUGAUUUA
Rosa chinensis is the source of this 2079-nucleotide messenger RNA. Its product is annotated as probable folate-biopterin transporter 4. Gene Ontology annotation, cellular component: membrane. The record is from RefSeq and is a predicted model, not a curated record. Bases 188 to 1675 code for a protein of 495 amino acids. NCBI's taxonomy places the organism in Eukaryota, Viridiplantae, Streptophyta, Magnoliopsida, Rosales, Rosaceae. The transcript has 7 exons.